Anopheles aquasalis is the source of this 1755-nucleotide messenger RNA. RefSeq names its product Cysteine rich with EGF like domains (gene Creld). The record is from RefSeq and is a predicted model, not a curated record. Lineage: Eukaryota; Metazoa; Arthropoda; Insecta; Diptera; Culicidae. Gene Ontology annotation, molecular function: calcium ion binding.
AGCCGGAGAUAGCCCACGAUAACCGACCGCUUCCUCUGGCUCCACGGUAGUCUCUAGUACCUUCUACUAUCACAAAAUAGUCGACGAUAUCCUCCAGCAGUCUGCACUAUCCCAAAAACAACCAACAACCGCCUCCAGCAGCAACUUCCAGCCACAAGAAGCAGCCACUCGGCGGCAGGGACGAGAAGGGAUUUGUUGUUCCACGAAUCGGGACGAAAUUGAAGGUUGCUCCGAGGUGUACUUGCUUGGAAGGGGCUGCAGGUGCUGGCGUUAGGAUGCCACGGUGGCGAUCGUUUAGUAGUAGAGCAGCGGCGUGCCUGCUGCUAACGACGGUGUUACUGGCCAGCUGCGCGCUUGCCGAUAUCCCCAAAACACCGGGACUAUCGGGUGGUGGCAGUAAAAAGGAUAAGCUGAAGGCGGAGAAGCUCCCUCCGUGCAAAGCGUGCACGGCACUGGUGAACUCGUUCCGGGACGGUAUCAAGCGCACCGAGCGAUCCAAGCACGACGGUGGUGAUGCGGCCUGGGAGGAGGAGCGGCUCGGCAGCUACAAAACGAGCGAACUGCGGUUGGUCGAGAUCCAGGAGCGCCUGUGUCAGGAUGUGGUGCGAGGGGAGGACCAGUGCCACCAGCUGGCCGAAGACUACGAGCCACAGAUCGAGGUGUGGUGGAAGAACCAUCAGACGACCCACCCCGACUUGCAUCAAUGGUUGUGCGUGGAGCAGGCGGCAGUUUGCUGUCCGGACGGGUUUUACGGUCCGAACUGUGACCCGUGCCCGACCUGCUUUGGCAAUGGCAAGUGCAAGGGCAACGGAACACGCAAAGGGAAUGGACGGUGUGCCUGUGAACCGGGCUACACGGGUGAUAACUGUGAUAGCUGUGGGACCGAACACUACGAGGCGUUCCGUGAUGAGACGAAGUUGUUGUGUAGCCCGUGCCAUCGAGCUUGUGCCACCGGUGGCUGUACCGGAGCCGGACCGAACGCAUGCCGUGUUUGCCGUGCCGGUUGGCUGAUGGAUAGUGCCAGGGGUGGCUGCGUGGAUGUGGACGAGUGCCUCACUACCAAUCCUUGCACGAAGCAGCAGUUUUGUGUGAACAACGAAGGAUCAUACAGUUGCUUAGAAUGCGAUAAAUCUUGCGAUGGCUGUAGUGGCGAUGGACCCGAUUUGUGCGACAAGUGUGCCGAUGGCUACGAACUGCGGGAUGGCAUGUGCACAGAUACCAGCAAUGAGCGACGUACCCAGUACGCCAACUUCACGCGCUACCUCACCUACCUCGGUCUGUGUCUUGCGACCUGCAUCGUGCUGCAGAACUCGACCUGGUUGGCCGGCCUCGUUGGUCUUGCGGUGGCGAUCUACAUUUCCGUGUCCGAGUAUUGGCUGAACACGACACCGCAGCCAUCGGCUACUCCGUCGCCACGCAUUCUGGACGAGCUUCUUCAGCAACAGAACUGAGCGUGCGCAAAUGGAUGGAAGUGGAGAAGUGAUCGCUAGAUGCGAGGGAACAGGACCACUUCUCCUUUUAUCCAUCGAAUGUGGUUCGGAUCGCUACGGUCGCCAUCCCAUUACUAAAACUGGCUCAAGUCUGCGUUUGAAUGAAGGGUACUAGUCCUAGCUCACGCUCGUAGGCUUAUCUAUGAGUUUUGAAUUCCUUUCGUUCUUUUUUGUUGGUUCCAUCAUGUGUUAGUGGGUUUAAUGAAAGUAGGAACGAUCUUCCAGAAAGAUGGAGAUUUUAAAUAAUAAAAUCAAUCCAACAGAA